Pecten maximus is the source of this 1021-nucleotide messenger RNA. RefSeq names its product solute carrier family 43 member 3-like. Gene Ontology annotation, molecular function: transmembrane transporter activity. Gene Ontology annotation, biological process: transmembrane transport. The record is from RefSeq and is a predicted model, not a curated record. The transcript is spliced from 8 exons. Lineage: Eukaryota; Metazoa; Mollusca; Bivalvia; Pectinida; Pectinidae. Bases 30 to 1010 code for a protein of 326 amino acids.
AUCCGUGGCUCUUACUACCCGGCGUAAUAAUGGUGGGGAUGGCAGGCGUGUCUCUACUGGUGUCGAACUUCAUACAGGUGCCGUUCAUACUUCCGAAAGGUUCCUCAAUUUACAUUGGCCUGCUGAAUGGUUGCUUUGACUCAUCCGUUCUCACAUUUAUGCUGGUCAAGAAACUGUAUGAAGGCGGGAUAGAUAAGCAGUUCUCCUUUAUUGGUCUCGCCAUUCUUUUGAUCGUGAUUUCCGGUGUAUGUACACUGCUACAUCCCUCACGAGAGCCUCACACAACUAAUACAAAUAAUAAAGUUCCCAAGGACGACGGCAUGAAAGAUGAUGACGUCAACGGUUGCCAGGAAGUUGUACAGACCACUCCUGAUCCUUCAUCAGAAAUCAAAUCCGUAGGAGACAUACUCCGCCAUCCUCUCUUCAUUUCCCACGUAGUAUGGAUUAGUAUUGUGAUGUUGAAAUACAUCUACUUUUUAGGAUCAGCAAACAGAAUGAUGACGCAACUCCUCAGAGAUGAAAGCCGAGUGAGCUAUUUCUCUGAUGUCAUGACGUUUACAAUGAUUGGGAGUUUGUUGUCAUCUUUCAUCGCCGGAUAUACGAUACACGCGAUGGAGAAACUGUUUACGGGAAGUAUGAGGAUGGUGAUCCCCCUUGCGAUGACGUCAUGUUUAGCUAUCUUCCUGUCUGCCCUGGCAUUCGUACCAGAACCGCCAGUCUUGUACGUCGAUUUUAUUGUGUUGACCUUCCUUCGGUCUUUCAUGUAUACCACAAACAUGGACUUCAUCAGACUCGCAUUUCCUUUGAAAUACACGAGUAUGAUAUUUGGUCUUGUGAUGGCUAUUUCUGGAAUUCUGACGAUAACACAAUAUGGUCUGUUCGACUGGGCGGAGAAGUAUGAUGAGGCAACGAUAGAUGUGAACGUGUUCCUGUUGUGUCUGUCUAUCGUCUCCCUGGCUCAUCCCAUUGUCGUAUUCUACAGAGAGAAGUCAAAAUCAUCAUGUAUUUAGAGAGGGGGGGG